Molecule: messenger RNA, 1283 nt
Organism: Phycomyces blakesleeanus NRRL 1555(-)
Lineage: Eukaryota; Fungi; Mucoromycota; Mucoromycetes; Mucorales; Phycomycetaceae
Exons: 2
Coding region: 30-1049 (339 amino acids)
Biological process (GO): tRNA wobble uridine modification
Cellular component (GO): nucleus; elongator holoenzyme complex; cytosol
Molecular function (GO): tRNA binding
Source: RefSeq, a predicted model, not a curated record
GUUGAUUGAUCAACCAAAAUUAUAACAUCAUGGCAUCUCUCUCACUUGAUCAGUUACUAAACAACAGAAAGGCUUCGCCAUUUACUCUUAUAAAUGACACUGUUAAUAUGAGUGCUCUUCCCCUCUUGGUGGAAUUCAGCUCUCGAGCCCUCGAAUCACAGCAGUCUCUAAUUGUCGUCUUGACCGAGACAUCGCCACGUCAAUGGCUAGAGUGGAUCAACCCAACCUCAGCCAUUCAUAUUAUCGAUUGUUAUACAGAUCCCAUGGGCUGGGAUCAGCCUAUUGCACCCUACAAAAUAAAGGGAGCUACGGUCGUACCCAUACGCCUUGACGAUAUCGAACGCUCUAUUCUGGCACCCGUUCUACAACAAACAAAACAAUCCGAGGCUUGCCUGAUAGUUGUGGACUCUGUCAAUACACUUGCCAUGAUCUCACAGCACAAAACAUACCAGCUUAUUAGAGGGCUUGAGUCCCUUACCACAGAUGCCAUCAGAUUGGUGGUCGGAUAUCAUCGAGACAUCAGAUUACCUGCAACGCACGGUCCUGGGUUGGGUGAUUCUUUAGAUCGUCUUGCUUCUUCACUUGUCCGACUAGAGCCUCUCAAGGAAAGAACACAGUUUGAAAACCAGGCGCGUUUGACUGGAUUUAUGCCAGCAGAUUCAUUUUCUUAUAUGAGCUUGAUGGCCAAUUGGGUGAGCCGUGGUGGACUAGCCCACAUAGAAUGGAGACGAAAGAGUGGCAAGAUCUCGUACGAGACCAAUGGAUUUUGCUAUAACCAACGUCUUGAGAUUGUGCCUGCUCUUCAGCUGACAGGUGAAAUCCAAGUAAAAGAAAUUGUUGAAGUCAAAGCAGAUCCUAUGGCCAGUCUGUCAUUCAAUCUCUCGCUUACCGAUGAGCAGCGCAAGACUAAAGAAAACCUUGUACUUCCAUACAUGAAAGCCCAAAAUGAAGUCCAGGUAGAUGGACAAGCAAGUGGGACAAUCUAUUAUGAACCAGACGCGGCUGACGACUUUGAUGAUGAGGAUCCUGAUGAUGAUCUGGAUAUUUAAGAUACUAUAUAUAUACAUAUACUAUGGAUGCUGUAAAUAUAACUCUGAAAAUAGUCUUUAAAAAAAACAAAAAGUUACUCUUUCUUAGGUUGGGUAGUAAUUAAUUGAAUUUGAUAUUGGGCGCCAUAGUACAAGUGAUUUCUUGGCACACACUUGUAGUUUAAAGAAGGCAAAAAAAGGGGAAUAGUGGGGUUGGAAUUCAAUAAACUAAAAUGAGAUCCAAAGUGCGCUAAU